Messenger RNA from Diorhabda carinulata, 1309 nucleotides. RefSeq names its product chitin deacetylase 8-like. The record is from RefSeq and is a predicted model, not a curated record. Lineage: Eukaryota; Metazoa; Arthropoda; Insecta; Coleoptera; Chrysomelidae. Gene Ontology annotation, biological process: carbohydrate metabolic process. Bases 88 to 1224 code for a protein of 378 amino acids. The transcript is spliced from 5 exons.
CCACUACUCCUUAAUGUACUAGAUUUGUAUAUAUACAAACACAUAUAAGUAUAAGAAAUCAACUCAUACUCAAAUUUCGUAUUUGAAAUGAGGCAUCAAAAGCGUUCGGUGUGUGUUUUUGUUCUUUUACUAGCCCAGUUGGUGAUCAGCGAUAAAGCUGAUGAUUGCAAAACAGAUGUCUGCAACCUUCCAGAAUGCCGUUGUUCAAGUGCAACAUCACCUUUUGGCUCUGAUAUCGACAAUUACCCUCAACUGAUCGGCUUAGCUUUUGACGAAGCCGUAACUGAUGAACUUUAUACAAAUAGAUGGGCUCCACUACUUUUAGAUGCAGAUCGAGUUAAUCCGGAUGGAGCUGGAAUAAGUGCCACUUUCUUUGUUCCUCAUGAAUAUACAGACUAUAGAAGAGUAAACGAUCUUUACAAUUUUGGAAUGGAAAUUGCUGUACACUCCAUAACCAAAAAUAGUGAACAAUCUUAUUGGAGAACAGCAUCUGAAGACGUUUUAGUUGCCGAAUUUCAAGGCCAGAAGCAAAUUAUUACAAAAUACGCUAACAUACCUUCAGAAGCCAUAGUUGGUGCGAGAACACCGCAACUUCAACUUGCUGGUGAUAAUUCAAUUAAAGCCUAUGUUACUGCUGAACUUAGUUACGAUAGUUCAUGGCCUUCUCUACCAUCUUCAAGGUUCUUCCCGUACACAUUAGAUUAUGCAUCCACACAAGCUUGCCUUUUAGGAGCUGAAUGUCCCACUGGCUCGUUCCCAGGAUUCUGGAUUUUACCUAUUAAUGAUUUGCAAUCAUCAGAUGGUACAGGGUGUAAUAAUUUAGCUUCCUGUGACAUCAGUGGAAGUGCUGAUGAUAUCGCUAAUUGGUUGACCGACCAGAUAGAGCAAGUGAGAACUACUACGAAGACCCCAAUGACAUUGUCUAUUGAUUCAUAUUGGUUCAAUUUUACUUCUAAUAGUUUUGAAGGUUUGACCAAAUUCAUGAGCAACAUGAAGGAUAAAUCCGACGUCUUUUUCGUCAGUCAGAAACAAAUUUUAGAUUUCAUAAAAAAUCCAGUACCAAUAUCAGAAUUUAACAGUGACAACACUCCUUCCGAUCCAGCAAACUGCCACGAACAAAAAUGUCAAUUGAAGAAAGGUAACGAAGAUAGAAAUAUGAUAUCUUGUGUGCAAUGCCCAGCUGUUUACCCAUGGCUCAAUGAUCCUGAUGGUAAUGGUAGUUGAUUUAACGGAAAACUACAAAUUUAUGAAUGAUAUUCUUAUAUGUAUUAUCUUAUGAAAUAAAUAAAUAUAAGAUGUUUCCAUCUUA